GGGACCCUGCUGGUGGCCGUGGCCGCCUCGAUGGUGGCCGGGGGCGAAGACUGCCUGUGGUACGUGGACAAAAACGGGUCAUGGCACCCCGGCUUUGACUGCGAGUUCUUCACCUUCUGCUGCGGCACGUGCCAGCAGCGGUACUGCUGUCGAGACCCUCUGCGCCUGCUCACCGAACGCCAGCAGCGCCACUGCCUUGCCUUCAGCCCCAAGACCAUCGCGGGCAUCGCCUCAGCCGUGGUGCUUUUCAUCGCCAUCGUCACCACCAUCGUCUGCUGCUUCAUGUGCUCCUGCUGCUACUUGUACCAGCGCCGGCAGCACCCCCGCACCCCCCUGCAAGGCCCAGAAAUCCCCCUGUCCAGCUAUCCCCCCGCAGCUCCUCCAGCUCCUGUCCCCGUGGACUCCAAAGCCGGCCCUUCGCCUCCCCAGCCUGAGCCUGGUGGCCCAGUGACGCUCCGCCUGCUCCCCCCGCAGCGCCACCACCCUACGUCCCGGCACAGCCCAGCUACCCCGGAGCAUGAGCCCCCGCGGGGACCCUCGCACCCGCCGCCGGCCAGCGGGACCAGGCUGGGGACCCCCGGGAACCCCCCUGGUGCUGGGGGGGGCUGCCCCUGCCAGCACUGGAGCCGGCUCUUCCCGGCCCUCCUGGGGUGA
Molecule: messenger RNA, 654 nt
Organism: Ficedula albicollis (Collared flycatcher)
Lineage: Eukaryota; Metazoa; Chordata; Aves; Passeriformes; Muscicapidae
Product: protein shisa-4
Exons: 4
Coding region: 31-654 (207 amino acids)
Source: RefSeq, a predicted model, not a curated record